AUGCGGCACCUUGAGUCCUGGUGUGUCUACCGGGAUAGGUAUAGAUACUACGCCUGUCUGAUGAGAGCAAGAUUUGAUGAGCACAAGGAUGAAAAAGACAUGGUUAAAGCAACCAAGUUCUUGAUGGCCGCCGAAGAAUUUUGGGAAAGGCAACAUCCUCAGCUGUACAUCUUUCCCGACUUUCCAGGUGGCACAGGCUAUGAGAGAUACAAGUGCUAUAAGUCACCUGAAUGGAUCCUAGAAAUAUGGCAUCCAUCUGAGAAAGCAAUGUACCCAGAUUACUUUGCUAAGAGAGAACAAUGGAAGAAACUGCGCUUGGAAAGUUGGGACAAGGAGGUCCAGCAGCUUCAGGAAGAAACCCCACCCGGUGGUCCUACUACUGAAGACUUACCUCCCACUCGUAAAAGGGACGCCUGCCUCCUUUCUGCUGGCAGUACAUAA
Molecule: messenger RNA, 441 nt
Organism: Thamnophis elegans (Western terrestrial garter snake)
Lineage: Eukaryota; Metazoa; Chordata; Lepidosauria; Squamata; Natricidae
Product: NADH dehydrogenase [ubiquinone] 1 beta subcomplex subunit 9-like
Exons: 1
Coding region: 1-441 (146 amino acids)
Biological process (GO): mitochondrial electron transport, NADH to ubiquinone
Source: RefSeq, a predicted model, not a curated record